AUGGCGGAAGCGAAGUGCUGGAAAGAUGUGGCUGCUUGGAAGAUCAAGAAGCGGCUUCUCCCCAUCUUUGUUCUCGUGACAGUGGCCAACUACUUGGACCGCGGAAACAUCAGCUAUGCUGCUGAAGGGCUGAAGCAGAGGCUCGGACUGCAUGAUGUCGGCUAUGGGGCAGCCAGCAGUGCACUUUUCUACACCUAUGUUUGUUUCCAGUGGCCUCAUGCGUGGAUCGCCAAACGGCUCGGCGUUCGCUUGUGGCUGGCUGCAGUGAUCGCACUUUGGGGCUGCGCGACUCUGCUCACCGCAUGGGUGGACUCUGCCACCGAGCUGGUCCUCUGUCGCCUGCUGAUCGGAUUUGCCGAGGCGGGCUCCUUCCCGCUCAUCUACAUGCACUUGGACAGCUACCUACCGGCCGAGGAGGUGUCCCGAAGCUGGUCCAUCAUCGUCGCCGCCUCCCAGGUUGCCAGCAUCGUUUCUGGGCCUCUUGCUGCAGGACUGAUCCAGUUGCCUGUGAAUCAGAUGGUCAGCCAGCAUUGGGAGUGGCUUUUCGUGAUGGAAGGGUUCUUUGCGGUGGUCGUCGCGGCGGUUGUAUACUGCUGCCUCCUUGAUGACGACGGCAAUGGAGACAUGCUACACCUAACCACAGAGGAGAAGCUAGCUUUGGCGAAUGCUCGAGGCAAUUCCGUUCACCAAGCAGCACUGCCAAAACAGACUGCCGCGGGCAGCAAGUGCAGACUCUUGAGCGGAGGCCUCUUGGAUUGGAAGGCAUGGUACUUGGGCAUCGUGAGCCUGCUGAUUGCAACGCCCGUGUAUGCCUUCAUGUUCUUCUCCCCGGAGCUUAUCCACACGAUCCUGGGUGCGUCUGCAUCUCCGUGGAUGGUGGACAUGCUGAAUGGUCUCCCAUAUUUGUGUGGAGCCUUGAUGAUGAUAUCUGUCGGCCAAACCAUCAACUUCUUUUCAGAGAGGUUCUAUCACGGAAGUAUUUCCAUGAUUCUGGCCGCCGUUCUUGCCAUCAGCUUCCCCAUGGUUUAUGAAAAAAGUUCGCCCAUCGUCGCCCUGGUUAACGUCUGUUUGCUGUACGGAGUAGCGGCAGCAGUGUAUAUUCCUAUGGAUACGAUGCCUUCGGCUUACUGCUCCGAGUCGGCAGAGUCCUACUCCAUCCUGAACUCCAUCAAGAGCGUCAGCGGCAUCAUUGGCCCACCACUUUUUGGUGCUGUGAGGGAAGCUUUUGAUGGCCCGACAGCUGUCGCAGUCCUGGGCCUCUCGGAGGUACUUGGGCUCACGCUGUUCCUGAUUUUCUUCAUGCUUAUAGGCGAGCUGAAAGCAUCCGUAAGGUGUACAGAGCUUCCAACUGAGAGGAUUGAGCACAGCAAAUCCUUCGACAACGAGGUUUCCUCGGAUUCAGACCUUCAGUCCGUCUGA
Molecule: messenger RNA, 1419 nt
Organism: Symbiodinium sp. CCMP2456
Lineage: Eukaryota; Dinophyceae; Suessiales; Symbiodiniaceae
Source: the annotation of a GenBank genome assembly